Messenger RNA from Grosmannia clavigera kw1407, 903 nucleotides. RefSeq lists its product as uncharacterized. Bases 1 to 903 code for a protein of 300 amino acids. Lineage: Eukaryota; Fungi; Ascomycota; Sordariomycetes; Ophiostomatales; Ophiostomataceae. The transcript has a single exon. The record is from RefSeq and is a predicted model, not a curated record. Gene Ontology annotation, cellular component: cytoplasm; nucleus. Gene Ontology annotation, molecular function: RNA polymerase core enzyme binding; RNA polymerase II CTD heptapeptide repeat phosphatase activity.
AUGGCCUCUGAAGCUGAACGGCCCCUGAAGGGCAUCCUGAAGACGGGCGCCAGCAGAGCCGACGACGCCAGCGGCACCGUGGCCACGCACAGCCGCCGCCAGCGCACCGAGGAGGACAAUGCCGAGAUUGCGGGCAAGCACGCGGCCAUUCUGCAGCAGCGCCGCGACCUCGAGGCGGCCAUCUUCCUGGAUAUUGACCGGCUGACGGCGUUUCCGCUCGUGCGCACGCCGUCGUACUCCUCAGCACGGCCGGCACCUUCGGACGCCGCCGCCUUCCGGCAGCUCGUGCGCACGUUCCAGCCCGGCGACUACGACGACCUGAUCGAAGAGCGUAACACCUGCGGCCUUUGCGGAUAUGCCCUGUGCGCCAACCCACGCAAGACCUUUGCCGGCCGCGGCUCCUGGAAACUCGCCCACGGCGGCAUCAUGCCCAAGGGCGAGCUGGAGCGCUGGUGCUCGGCUGCCUGUGCCCGCCGCGCCCUCUACAUCAAGGUCCAGCUCAACGAGACGGCCGCCUGGGAGCGCGUCGGCAUCCCCGACAUUGAGGUCGAUCUGUACGAGGACGACCAGGACGACAGCAGCACGACCCUGUCGGGGCCAGACCCUGAGGCCCAGCUCGCCCAGGACCUCGCCCGUCUGAAGCUGCACGAGGAGCGGCGCCUCGCCCAGAGCCAGGCGGCCCUGGCCCUCGAGCGCGGCGACACGUCCUCGCUGCCCUCCACCGAUCCCGAAGUCGCGGCCGCCCAGGCCCGGAUCCAGCCUACGGUGGCAUCCGUGGACGUCAACAUUAUCGAGAAACCAAUCACUUCCGCUCCCGUCGAGCCGACGCUGGCUAACAGCAACACAUCCGACGAUGCUCACAUGCUACUCGAGGGCCACAAGAUCAGGUUUGCAACGAAAUAG